Molecule: messenger RNA, 2601 nt
Organism: Triplophysa dalaica
Lineage: Eukaryota; Metazoa; Chordata; Actinopteri; Cypriniformes; Nemacheilidae
Gene: tmem129
Product: transmembrane protein 129, E3 ubiquitin protein ligase
Exons: 5
Coding region: 104-1186 (360 amino acids)
Biological process (GO): protein ubiquitination
Cellular component (GO): membrane; endoplasmic reticulum
Molecular function (GO): ubiquitin protein ligase activity
Source: RefSeq, a predicted model, not a curated record
UUUUAUUUUGAAAACAUUCCACGUCUCAUGGUUUCACUUUCUGGUUACGCGCAAUAAAGCGUCAGCAGCAGCAGCAGCAGCAGCAGCGUGUUGAGAUGUAAACAUGGACAGGCCGGACACUACAUUCAGUCUGGUUUAUAUAGUGCUCUCGCUAUGUUUUGUUUUUACACCCAAUGAGUUUCGCUCGGCUGGUUUUACAGUACAGCACAUGUUCUCAGGAUGGUUGGGCAGUGAAGACAUCAGCUUUAUUCAUCAUCACAUCAAGAGAACAACACUAACACUGAUCGUCCACUGUUUCCUGCCACUGGGUUACUACAUAGGAAUGUGUUUCGCUGCUCCUGAACAGAAUCUUCUAUAUAUCCAUCAUGCAAGUCAAGGAUGGCAAAUCUAUCUUACCGUUUCACUGGCCAUUCAGCUCGUGAGUUGUGCACUGGCUUUCUAUUGGUCCAGACAAGGAUGGGUGAAUCAUCCCAUAUGUAAAGCUCUCAGCGUUCACGCCCCCCCAAACUCCAGCUGGAGGGCCGUGGCGUCAUCCAUCAACACUGAAUUUCGCCGCAUUGACAAAUUUGCUUCGGGUUCUCCAAGUGCAAGAGUGAUUGUCACCGAUACCUGGGUGCUGAAGGUCACCACGUAUCACUUGCAUGUUGCUCUUCAUCAGGACUGUCAUUUGACCGUCACCGACUCCAAACAUCACAGCCUGUCGCCUGAUUUAAACACACCAGUGCAGAUAGUCACCAUCACUGUUGCCAGUAUCAAUCCCAGAGUCAAGUCUUUUGACAUAAGGUUAAAAUCUACAGAGUAUGUUGAGCUACAGGAUAAACUGCACGCACCAAUCAGAAAUGCUGCCAAUGUGGUUAUCCAUCUGACCAUGAGUGAGCUGUUUCUGGAUACCUUCAAGUCAUAUGUGAGGAUGAAUGAUGUUUACAGGUGCCCGAGUGGACAGGAACUCGAGGCGUGUAUUGGAUGUAUGCAGGUCAAUGCUAACGUCAAACUUCUGCGGCUGUGUCACGAUGACGGUGAAUGUCAGCUGUGUUUCUGUCGGCCCAUGUGGUGUCUUACGUGUAUGGGUAAAUGGUUUGCCAGUCGACAGGACCAGCAGCAGCCAGAGACGUGGCUGAGCAGCAGGGUCCCAUGUCCAACCUGCAGGGCCAAAUUCUGCAUUUUAGAUGUCUGUCCUAUUAUUUGAUUAAAUAUGGAAUCGUUAUCCGUAGAUCUUUCUCAACUUGGUAUUUCUGAGCAUUUGUGCAAAACGCCUUAAUAGGAUAUUUUCCUAUCAGAUACUGUAUGUGUCUAGAUUUCGCUCAACAAACAUACAAGGCAAAAUUCAACAUAGAUUUCCUAAAUCUCUCAAUGUAGUAACAUAUUUUUCCAUAUUUCACAUAUUAUGGAUUCUCAAAAAUAUGUCAAAGCCAAAACAUUAACACUAUUUUUUUGCCAUUAAAAUAAGUUACCCCUCACAAAUCUCAUUUUGAUGAAAAGAAAUGUUAAGAUUUAUAUUUUAUGGCAUUUUCACAUUAUGGUGGUAUUAAUUUGUGCUGAUUUUAAAAUAAAAACUUAUUUCAUAAUAACAGUCACGUACUUGUUUUAUAUCAGCAAAAUGAAUAGUUGAAUAUUCCGUAAUAAAACAAUAAAAGAACAGGCAUUUUUUUCCUUUAAUUUUUUGUUUUAAGAUUUUUUUUGUUUAGCAGACAGACAUUCACUGUUUCCUAAUCCCUGCACACACACAUUUGGUCUGAUGGAAACAUAUUCAUUAGAGAAUAAAGGUGUUGACAAUCAAACAAUAGUGUUUUCGUGCUCAAAUGUUUACCAGAUGUUUGUUUACAGAGGAACUUUAACUUCCUGAAUUGUAUCAGUUACUGUUUUCAAGGCUAAAUCAUUUACUGUCAUUGAUAUUUACAUUAAUCUUGUUAUAAAAGGCACAUACUGUAGAUGUUUUGAAGAGUAAACCCAAUGGUAUAUAUUUACACGUUUUAAGUUCAACAGUUAAAUCACUUUACAUCAUCAUGUUUAUUAAAAUUUAGUUCAUACUAUUGAAUGUCUUCACAGUACAUCAUCAGACGCCAAUCAUAGCAAACAAUGAAUUCAUUCAAAACAAAACAGUUUCAAUUCAGAGAAUCAUAAUUGUUGUGUUUGGACUGUCUUUGUACUUUUUUCAUGUAAUAAUGUCUCAAUGUGGACAGCUGUUUCUGAACUUAAAAUAUCAGUAAAAAAUAACAAUUUCUCAUUGUUCAUGGGCUUUAUUUACGUACAAUAUCAUUUAUUUUUGUGAGAAAGCAGCAUUUUGGUAUUACAUGCAGUAAAACAAUAAUUUGUUUUAUAUUUAAUUCACAUGAUUCUGUUUUAGCAUAUUUAGACAAUUAUUUUCCAAUUCUCACUGUCAGAAAGUUCUUGAAAUGUCUGUAGCACGAGGAAGGUGGGAUGAAUGAUGAUGGGUGACUACGUCUAGAAGUCUAAAACAAUCAAAUGGACACUUAUGAAGUUUUGGACGACUCAUCAUUUGUAACUGUUAUGUUAAACUGUUGUUUUGAGCUCAGUGUUAUGCUCAUCCUUGUCAUGCCUGCAUACGAGUAUACCGAAAUGUAUAAAUGUGUAAAUUUUUCA